UAGUAUUUCUGGUUUGGACGAACCGUUGAAAACGUUUUAUGCUAUUACGCUAUGAGAGAAAGUCUUAUCGUUGACUACGUACUGUAUAACGGUAUUUCUAAUUUCAUUUUAAUCGAAUAUUAUUGAUUAAUUUUUUUUAGCGGCUACUAAAGAAAGUUUUGUACUAUAUUCUGAAGAUGUUUCGAACGAAAAAGGAUGUUGACCGACACGUGAAAGACAUUUUUAUCAAACUCAAAAGCUCAGAGGAGAAAAAGCUUCGAUGUUACAAUAUUGCAAAAUUAUAUUACCAAGUUGGAGACCAUGAAUCUGCAAAAAAAUAUGUUUCAAAUUAUUUGGAAAUAAGAGAUAAAUCUGCAGGGGCUCAUAAAUUAUUAGGUCAAGCUCUUGAAGCUUUGGGACAAAAAGAAGCAGCCUUUAUGCAAUAUAGAAUAUCUCUUGAAUUAGAACCAAAACAAGAUGAUCUUCUUUUAAAGGUAUGUGAGCUAUUGCCUGACAUGGAUGUUAGUAUAGACAUGAAUGAAAUUCAAUACUGGGUAGAGAGAGCUGAUAAGAAAUUUCCACAUCAUCAAAUAGUUUUUGAGCUAAAGGAAAAAUUAUUAACUUUAGAAAAACCAAAUGGUAAUGAUGACGAUCUAGAAAAACUUAUUUUAUCUGAAUUAUCGGUAAGACAAACAGAUGUGCAUCUACAAGUGAAGUUGCUCAAACAUUAUGUAGGAAAUCAGAGACUUGAAGAUGCAUAUAAUAAAGCAGCUGAAAUUGAGGCAACACAUUGUCACAGAAAUAAUAUUGUUUGGUAUCAAUCAAUAAGUGAAUUACUUGUGAAAUGUAAAGAGAAUAAACAGUCAGAUUGGACAUUUUGGAUAUUUUAUAUUUCCGUGUUAGAAAGAUACACGGCACUUUGCCUUAAAGAACAGGGUAAUGUUAUUAGAAAAAGUAUAACGGAUAUCACACAAGCAGUAUUUAAUUUUGAUCAAGGUUUAUUUGAAUUUAAAUCAAAAAACUUUUCUAAUCAUCCUGCUUUUAUUGAACACAUGUUACUACAUAUGUGGGGUCAAUUACAUUUUCAUUUAGCAUAUUUAAUUUUACGGAAAACUAAAGUUGUUGAAGAUAGUUGGUCUGAAGCAGGUAGAUUGUGUGGAUCUCUUUUGUUAACUGCAUUACAUGUAGCACCUAUAGAUCCUACUGCAGUAUGGACUAUGCAUUUGAAAGAUAGAUUUAAGAAUCAAGUACAUGUUUGGUAUAGAGAAGGAGCAUACAGAUAUAGCCAAGCUGGUCAUGUACUUCGAGAUUAUGCCCGUGAUAAUACUAAGAAAUUAUUAGAUAAAAUUGAUAAAUUUUGUACAAGUUCAUGGCGAGAACGAGUAUACCAAAGAAUCUUUGUUGGUCGAUUAUAUCAGGACCGUAAAACAACAUCAUAUUUCGCGAAUUCUUCAAUUUCAAAUCCACCAUUACGUUUAUGCUCAUUUAAUGAACUUAAACGAUUUGAUGAAAUAUCGGAAGAAGUAUGGCCAGAUUCAUUACAUCAUCAAGUUUGGCUUGGUUUAAGAGCAAGACCUCAUAGCUCAAAAAAUAAAGAUAAUGGGCCGCAUCCAAAUCAAACAUCUCAUGUUUUUUGUGAAUUACAAUUUUCUGUUUAUAAUUUACAUCAAGCAGCUCCUGAAAGUUUAAGUCGUCUCGAUAUCGAUGCAUUUUUGAAUGCUGCUAUCUGCACUUCUUCAGUAAUUGAAGAACAACAAUUGAGCGGGCUUUUGAAUCCUGAAAAACUACCUACAUUGCCAGCAGAUCUUACCAAUACUCUCUGUACUUGUGCUCAAGAACAGUGGUGGUCUUACGCUUAUAAAGUAUAUUCUAUGGAUAAACAAAAACCACUCGACGAUGAUAUUGGAGAAUUGAGAUUAGAAUUACAAAGAGGCUUAGAGGUAAUUCGUUGUCUCGGAAAUCACGGAUUACAUCCUGUUCUUUUAGUUCACUUAGCGCGAAUAUUUCAUCAUAGAGCAGAGAUAUUGAAAGAAAUAGAUCAAGAAAGUAGUGACAUACCAUAUUUAGAAGCACGAUCUGAAAUGUAUUGGUCAGCUGCAAUACCGCUUCUUGAAAGAUUACAGAAUAAUCAAACUAUUCGUAUAACUAAUUCUAAAUUUUUCAACUAUCAAGGAAAAGAUAUGAACAAUGCAGAAUUAAUUAAAGCUUUAGAAGAAGGUAAAUUGCUUCUGGCUCAACAAUUUGUACGCAACAAACAAUAUGAGAAAGCCAUAGAUGCACUACAGGCACUAAAAUGUCCAGAAGCUUCAGUUCAACAAGGCCAAAUGUAUGAAAAGCUUGCAGAUGAGAUCGUCAGUUCUAUACCCAGAGAAAGUUUAACAUCUGAAAUGAGAUCGCAACAUAUAAUUAUGCUUUCAAAAGCAAGAGAAUGUUUUUAUCUAACAUUAGAUCGCUUACGCAGUCCAAGUACAGAUCCAAAACAUCCUUUGAACUCGCUACUUUCCACAUACAUUACCAAUAUUGAAAACAAAUUAAAAAGAAUCGAUCCAGAUCUGUCACAAGGUGAUUUAAGUCGAAAUGAAUGCGAUGGGAUGUCAGAUGAAAGUUAUUCCUCUGCUCAUAGUGCUCCUGAUCAAGCAGUUACAAAAAUAUCAACAUUAACGGGAUUAAAUCCUUCAGUUAACAUUUUGAGUACACCACAGAAAAACGUACAUCGCACACCAAAACAAUCUAGCACUCCUUAUAAGGCAUAUCAGGAUAUAUUAGAUUUAUCUCGAAAUCGUUCUGAAGCACGUCCAAGUCCUGAACGCCUUGAUGCUCAAAUUCGUUCACUAAAUCAAAUGAUACAUGCAAAGGAUAGUAAGAUACAAUCAAUAGCAGAGCAAAAUAAAACUAUAUUGGAAUUGAAUAAAACAGUAAUGGAAAAAAUCGAAAAAUUAGCGAAAGAAGUAACAGAAUUACGAAAAGAAAUUCAGAAACAACGUACUCAAAUAGUCAAUCCAAUAGUUAAUUCCAAUCUGGAAGAAGAUUUAUGUAUUUUAAACGAGGAUGAUUACAAUGAUUUGAAUUACAAUGCAAAUCAAUCAGGUACCGCGUCUUCGAUAUCCGGGAAUAUAUUCCAAUCUUCUCACAGACAUCCAUACUCUCAGUUGGUAUAUCCUUCAGCUACUUUUCAAGGAUAUUAUCCGACAGGAAUGUCAUUCAACGAUCCAAACACGCAAGCUAUUCCUUCUUUAUAUCCACCAAAUGUUUAUUCAAUGCCGGUAUUGUAUCCUAGUACAAGAUCAAAAAUGCCUGAAAAUAUUCUUCAACAAAGUUUAUUUAUACCGCCGACAAAUCAAUCAUUGCAAAUUCCAAUGCAAAAAGUAGAAACAUCAAAGCCAGAGUCAACUAUAAAGGAUGCUCCUGUAAAUAAAAUUCCACCAGUUAAUGUUGCCAUUACCACUUCUGAUACACUUCCAACUACAGCACCAAUUACCCAGCCAACACUUAGUGUAACAAUUCCUCCACAUUUCAGACAAGGUAGUUCUUCUACUCCAAUUAUCGCAGAACAAACUGUUCCACAUUGUUAUCAAAUUUCUAUGCCUUCCCAAGCUACUAUACCAACAACAGUAAACUUACCACCUUUGUCGAAUACUCUUACAACUACUCCAGCAAAUCUUUCUGUAUCAGAGACAUCAAAGCAAGAAACUACUAUUUGUUCAACUGGAUCUGCAAAUAGUUCAGAUCAUGAACAUGACCCAAUACCAGACUUUGUUCCUGUGAUACCAUUACCUGCAGAAGUUAAAGUCACGACCGGAGAAGAGGGUCAAGAGACACUAUUUUGCACAAGAGCUAGACUUUAUCGUUUCGUGAAUAAUGAAUGGAAAGAACGUGGUACAGGUAAUGUUAAAUUACUUAAAAAUGAAGAAGGAAAAAUUCGUUUACUUAUGCGCAGGGAACAAGUAUUAAAAGUAUGUGCAAAUCAUUAUAUUGUGCCAGAAAUGGAGUUAAUUGCUAAAUCAAAUAAUGAAAAAACAUGGUUUUGGGUUGCACAUGAUUUUGCUGAUGGAGAGUUGAAAAUAGAAAAGUUUUGUAUUAAAUUUAAAACCGUUGAACAAGGUAUUUCCUUUAAAGAACAUUUUGAUAAAGCUAAAGCAAGUCUUAUUUCUGAAAAAGUAACUGAAAAUACUGAUAAAUCAUCAAUUAAAAUCAGUACUACAUUAAGUGGUUCUAAAAAAUCAGAGAAAAAACCAGACUUGAAAGCUGUAGAGCAAACACCAUUUAUUUCUGGGCAAACUGUUCAAAAACAAUCUACAGAUGUAACUUCGACUACAGAAAGCAUUACAUCAGACAAAUUAAAAUCUAAUGCACCUACAACAGUUAUUGGUGGAUUUUCAUUUACAUCAACACCAGUUAUUCAAAAACCAGCGAUUACUGAACCUGCGAAAGUUCCUACUAAAUCAGAAGUUAGUCCAUUUGCUGGUUUUACGUUUAACAAGACUGUAACAAGUGUUGAAAGUUUUACAACUACAUCCCAAAAAAGCACGACCACUGGCACAAUAGCCACACCACCGUUUACUUUUCCAUUUACAAAACCAACUACAUCUUUACAAUCAGGAACUACAACAGUACCAACUGUUAGUAUUCAUAACACACCAAUUUCGUCUUCACAACCAAUUAGUACUGCUGUUACAAACGAAAGUAGUUCUGUUAGUACUUCUCAAUUUUCACUUAGAAGACCUCAUGCCCCUGCUUUUGGAAAUUCAACUAUUCCAGCAUUUAUUGUGGGCAUUCAAGAUUCAGACAAAUCUGUUAUGCAAAUUGAAUGUGAAGAAGUAUUAUUCAAUGAGAAAGUUAAUCUUCAGUACUACAACAACGACAUUAAACAAUGGGAAAACAGAGGUACUGGACAGAUAAAGAUUUUAUGGAAUUCCAAAACAAAUAAAAUUCGCUUAUUAAUGAUAGACGAAACCAAUAUGAAAGUUUGUUAUAAUUACAAUGUUGUUGCUAAAUUUUCAUUUACAAUCAAAAGUAAUAGUAAUACAGUUGUUAAUUGGAAUAUACAAUAUGGUUCGGAUAAUAAAAUCGGAAUAUUUGCAGCAAGAUUUAAAACGUCUAAUCAAGCAUCUCAAUUUUGUAAUAUAAUUACUGGUAAUCAGCAAAAAAUGAUAAAAGACUGUAUAACUGCUGAAAAUUUAAAAAAAUCAGAAACUCUUCAAAAUACGCAACCAAAUAAAAUACAGAAUUCUUUGUCUGAAAUGUUUAAACCACCACCUGGUUCGUGGGAAUGCAAUGCUUGCUAUACAAGAAACGCCGCAUCUGAUGCAAAAUGUUUGGCUUGCGAGGCGCCAAGUCCUAUGUCUAAUAAAUCAACUACUUCGAGUACUGUUACAUCAAAUCAAAUACCUCUUUCACAAAUGUUUAAACCGCCUGCUGGUUCAUGGAAAUGUAAAACUUGUGACAUAGUCAACGCAGCAGAAACUAACUAUUGCGUCGCUUGCGAUACACCAAAAGAUCCAUCUCUUCCACCCAAACCAAAAACUGAUGGUUUUCAAAUAAGUACAAGCUCUUCUGGAGUUACGCCUACAUUUACCUUUGGUAUUCCACAAGACGCUACUAAAAAAAGUACAAGUGGAUUUUCAUUUCGUUUAUCUAGCACUAGCGAUGUUUCCAUAGAUAAAUCUACAUCUUCAAAAUCUGAUGGGAAAACGGAUACGUCAAAUGCAAAAUUUGUUUUUGGAAUGCAACAAAAAUCAAACACUCCAGCGAGCAAGGAUUCAUUCGUUUUUGGAACACCAGGAAAACCGUUUGGAUUUAAUUUUGUAUCCAAAUCGUCUCCAACAAAGUCUGGUGGUGAAGAAAAUAGUGAAGAUGAGGUAGUGGAAAGUGAUGACAUUCAUUUUUCACCGAUAAUUCCAUUGCCAGAUAAAAUUGAAGUUAAAACAGGAGAAGAGGAAGAAGAAGUUCUUUAUAGUCACAGAGCGAAGUUAUUUAGAUACUAUAAAUCGCAAAAUGUAUGGAAAGAACGUGGUAUAGGUAACAUAAAAUUAUUACGGCAUAAGGAAACAGGCAGAUUGAGGCUAGUUAUGAGACGUGAACAAAUAUUGAAGUUGUGCCUAAAUCAUUUUGUGCUUCCAAAUUUGGAAUUGCAGCCAAAGGAUGAGAAAGCAUGGAUGUGGAAUGCUGCUGAUUAUAGUGAAGGAGAAAUCGAACCCACUCUUUUUGCAUGUCGUUUUAAAACAUCCGACAUCGCAAAUGAUUUUAAAGAUGCAAUUGACAAGGCAAAGAUGAAGCUUCUACCCAUUGAAAAAUCUAUUGAAACAAAAGUAGAAGCAAUUACCGAAGUUUCUUCUGCACAAGACAUUGAAAUUCUGUAUGAGAUGAAAGUAACACCCGAAGAAAAACAAGCUGCACUAAAGUUUCAGCUUCCAGAAAAUUUCUACGCGUACAAACAAAAACCAGAUUGUCCUGGAUGUAGAGGUUGUAAAGAAGAUUCAGAUACAUUAUUACUUCCAGAUGAAAAUCCUGAAAAAGCAAUAUCAAUAUUAAAAACAUCUACAGAGGGUCAAAAACCUCAGACUAUUACAUCUAGGACACAGUUACUUUCAAAAUCUAAUAAUUCAAGCAACACAUCUAACGAAAUUACAAUUAUUCAAACACCUAUUUCAACUAGUAGUACAAUUGUUUCUUCUGUUUUCAAAUCUGGACUAUAUGGUACAACCACACCACAAUUUACAACAAAUUCUCUAUCUACAACAACCACAUCAAGUAUACCAUUUGGAAAUAUUGAUACUACUUCAAGUGAUAAAAAGACUGGUUUUUCUUUUGUAAUGCCUCAAACUGCGUCCAGUACAAAUGAAAUACAAAAAUCUGAUAAACAAAAUACGUUAACACCUGAGAAUUUCAAAAUUUGCAGUCCCACUAAUUCUCAAGGGCAAAUAGAAUCAACUACAUCUUUUUCAUUUAUGACACCAUCUACAACUUCUACAUCUAUAUUUGAAAUGGCAAAAUUAGAUAAUACAGGAAAAAAUAUUUUUGGUGGAAUGUUGAAAAAAGAUUCCUCUGAGUUACUCAAGCCCAGUUCCAUCAAUGUCAGUACAACUAAUUCUGAAUCAGUAUUUUCAACUAAUUUCAACACUCAACCAAAAAUAACUACAAAUACUACAAUGGCAUUUGAUGCUACUCCUAUUUUCGGGACUUCUGGAUUAAAAAGUUCUGAAAGCACAGCCACAGGUUCAACAUCAUUUGAUGCAUCUGCUAAAUCUAUUAAUUCAGUAUUUCCUAAUACAUCUGCAUCAUUUUCAUCUGAUUUAUUCUCUGGUUCACGUACAAAUACAUCAUCUUUUACAAUUUCAAAUCCUGUGACAACCAAUGCUUUUGAAACAAUAACACCAACAACAAGUGAAACAAAAAAGGAAGGUGAGGUUUUCUUUCCAUCAACAGAUGUAUCAUUUUCAACUUUAGCAGCCCAAAGUUCCCAAUCUACAUUUAAAACAGAUCCAAAUUUUUCUUUUGCUGGUGCUGGGUCAGUUGUAUUUGGAUCAAAAUCAAAAUCUGUACAAAAAAAGAAAGAAGUUACAAUAGAAAAGAAAGAUGAAAACGAAGAGGAGGAGACAGAUGAUCAAAUCGAAAAUGAUCAAGAACAUGAUCCUCAUUUUGAGCCUAUUGUACCUCUACCCGACAUUAUUGAAGUACAUACAGGAGAAGAAGAAGAAGAGAAAGUAUUUUGCGAAAAAGCAAAAUUAUACAGAUACAAUAAGGAUGGGUCUGAGUGGAAAGAAAGAGGAGUUGGAGAAAUGAAAAUUUUACAUCAUGCAAAAUAUGGCCGAUACAGAUUACUGUUACGUCGAUAUCAAGUUCAUAAAGUAGUAUGCAAUAUCUUACUUACUCCAGACAUUACCUUUAGUAAAAUGACUUCGACGGAUCGUGCUUGGGUCUGGGCAGGCAUGAAUUAUGCUGAAGAACAACCAUGUAUAGAGCAACUAGCAGUUAAAUUUAAAACUCCAGAACUGGCAAAAUAUUUCAAGGAUACAGUUGAUAGAAUCCAGCAAUCGCUAAGUGAAAGCCGAGAAAAAAAUGUAGAUGGUCCAGUAAUAGAAGAACCACAAGAUGGGGAAAAUGAGGUAAAUGAAGAAGAAGGCGAAGUAGGUGAAGUUGAAGUAGAUGAAGUAGAGGAUGAAGAAGAAGAGGAAGAUGAUGAUGAUGAUGAUGAUGACGACGAUGACGACGACGAUGAUGAUGAUGAAGAUGAAGAGGAAGAUGAUGAUGAUGAUGAUCAAGCUUCCAUUACUUUCGAAAAAAGGGCUACUUUGUUUACUAGAUCAAGUAAAGAAAGUCAAUGGAACCUUGUAGCUCUAGGAAAUUUAAUUAUUUAUUAUGAUUCUAAUAUUUUUGGUGAAAAAAUAAUAUUAAAAGCAGAUAAAACAGAUGAAGUUGUAAGCAACACGAUUAUUAGUAUGAACACAAAAAUGGAGGUAAAUGGAAAAGAAUGCGUUUGGACAGCAAUUGAUUAUGCCUUGACAUCGCCGAAAAAACGCACUUUACGUGCUACUUUUUCAUCAGUUCAUGUCGCACAGGAAAUGUACAAACAUUUUCAAGAAGGAGUAGAAUACGCAUAUCAAGCAGACAUCAGUGAACCAUUUUAUGAAGAAUAAAAUAAAACGAUUCCUCAUAUUUCUCACAAUAAAGUAUUGUAUCUCUUGUAAACAAA
This is a messenger RNA of Frieseomelitta varia, 8671 nucleotides long. RefSeq names its product RANBP2-like and GRIP domain-containing protein 1. The transcript has 10 exons. Gene Ontology annotation, molecular function: GTPase activator activity; protein binding. The record is from RefSeq and is a predicted model, not a curated record. Gene Ontology annotation, biological process: nucleocytoplasmic transport. Bases 177 to 8615 code for a protein of 2812 amino acids. Gene Ontology annotation, cellular component: cytoplasm; nuclear pore. NCBI's taxonomy places the organism in Eukaryota, Metazoa, Arthropoda, Insecta, Hymenoptera, Apidae.